Molecule: messenger RNA, 69 nt
Organism: Blumeria graminis f. sp. triticale
Lineage: Eukaryota; Fungi; Ascomycota; Leotiomycetes; Helotiales; Erysiphaceae
Source: the annotation of a GenBank genome assembly
AUGAUUGCAUGUAGCGUAGCACCUACACUUUUACAUCCAGUCCCCAAGGCUCAUUACUUUUUGAUGUAG